This is a messenger RNA of Tetranychus urticae (two-spotted spider mite), 3727 nucleotides long. RefSeq lists its product as uncharacterized. The record is from RefSeq and is a predicted model, not a curated record. Gene Ontology annotation, biological process: regulation of transcription by RNA polymerase II. Gene Ontology annotation, cellular component: NSL complex. Lineage: Eukaryota; Metazoa; Arthropoda; Arachnida; Trombidiformes; Tetranychidae.
UUCCAUUCAUUUUUUUUCACGGCCUUUUUUCUUGGUUUACCUUCUACCAAUCAAUUGACUUGAUGAUUUUUAGCCUUUUGUUUACCUAUUAGUCAAUUAAUUAAUGUUACAUUUGUCAAUGACGUUUACGGUUCUCUAGUUAAAUAAUAAAUUAAUAAUCUACUUGAUCUAAUCUUCAUCCUAAUGAGCCAAUUGGAGAGUAGUGAACCACAGCCUCCUGUUUUUCAACAUAAAUUAGGUGAUAAAGUGUUAGCUCGAUGGUCAGAUGGUAAAGAUUAUCCGGGAAUUGUAUCAUCAUAUUUUCCCGACGGGGCAUAUAAUGUCAUCUUCUAUGAUGGUUACAGGAAGAAAGUGAAAGCUAAAUAUAUUGCACCGUUACCAGAAGAUUAUAAUGAGACCUUGGUACCUCCGAGUUCUGUUCCAUCAGUGCCAGUGACGGAAACAACGGCUCCUAUUCAAAUUGAAGGCGAUAAAGCACCUAAAAUGGAAGUGUCGGUAGUACCAGCGGUAAUGACACAUCCUAGUAAAGAGUUUUUCAUCGAGGAAGAUCACAACCAUUUCAAAUGUCCGGCUGAAAAUUGUACAAAAGCAUUUAGAAAAGAGAAAGCCCUAUCUGGACACCUUAAACACUACCAUCCAGAAUUGAACUCUCAAUCUAAAAGGAGAAGUAAACCGCCAGUUAGCAAACAAAAUGAUUUAUCUAAUUUGUUAAAAGAAACGUCAACAAAGAUUCAAGAGGUGAUUGCGCCGCCAAUAGAAGAUAAACCAGUGAAAAAGACAAAUUUAAUGCCAUCCAAAGACUCACAUAAAAGUCCUAGUAAAAGUAAAAAGGACAAAAAUGAUUCACAUAAUACACCAGUCACAGACAAGGAAAGUAAUACUUGUCACAAACCGUCACCUAAAUCAUCUAAUGUCAAAGGAAAUGAUAAAACCAAGAGUAGCUCGAUUAAACCACUGGAAACACCAUUAAAAAUUGACGAGACUCCAAUUCCAAUUAAAACCAAUCAUGAACCUCUAAAUAAUAAUUUGAAUGUAUAUAAGCCCUUGGAAAUCCAAAUGCCAAGUGAAGUAGCGACCUCAAAUCCGCCAAUGACUCUAUUCACUCCUUCUCCUGUGAAAAAGGAGCAAAUCAAUCAACAGAGUAAAAAAGAAACGCAACCUAAAUCAACUAAUAAUCAACCACAGCAACAAUUAAAUCAACCACCGCCUACUGGUAAAAAAAGAGGACGAAAACGAAAAUCAGAAAUAGAAGCUAAUGAAUUGGCGCGUUUAAAAGAAGAAAGCAAAACAAGCAAAGUUCGUGUUGUCGAAAAGGUUUCUAGUGUCUCUCCAUCGAUGAUGUUCAUGGAAGAAUCAAACCCUAUUCCAAAUCCUGUUCUUCCGUUCAGUGAUCCGAGAACUAUACGAGAGAUCCAUGAAAGUGAUGAUGUUGAUGAAUUGGUGAACUGUAUCUGUGAUUUGAGAAAGGAAUCUGGUCUCAUGGUUCAGUGCGAAUGUUGUCUAACUUGGCAACAUGGAUCAUGUCUUGGUAUCAAAGCUGACAAAGAUCUCCCCGAUGUUUAUGUUUGUUUUAUAUGCAAGAAUCCAAGAGGAUCUCGUGAAAAAUGUCGUUAUAAAUAUGAUUGGAAUUGGUUAAGAAAUGGAACUUUACCUUUGUUUCCAGGUUUUGACUCUAGUUCGAGUAAAUUAAAUUCUAAUUUUUUGCGUAAGAAGAAUAUAGUGGCAACCAAUCAACUCCUGAAUGAUGCUUUAGAAGUUUUGAAUAUAAUCCAUGAUUUAAAACACAAGAUCCAGUUGUUAGAUCUGAAAAAUGGUGAUCUAAGUCUUUGGAACACGUCAUGGGUAGCUUCAAAAGAAGCAAAAAUAGUACCACCUCGUGAACAGGAAAUUGUUCAUAAUGACUUCGUUGGUUUAAAAGCAAAUGAAAAUGAUAUGAUUAAUGAUAUAUUGGAUUUUUCUAAAAAUAUUUUGGAAACUGUUACAUCAGAUGAUAAAAACGAUGUACCUGAUGAUCUCGAAAAUGAAAUAGCUGAAGGAACUGAUUUAAUUGAUUUCAUUGCUUCCUCCUACAGUGAAAUGAAUGGAACCAAAGAAGAAGAAACAAUUGCUGAAACACCAGCUCCAGAGAAUCAAACUCUAGAAUCGAAGAUGAUGGACACAUUAGCAACAUCAAAUUUAGAAACACCAUUACCUGAAACAUCUUUAGUGACGGCAAUAGAAGCAUCAACGUUAGAGGUCCAAAAUCAAGAAACAUCAACUUCAAAAGGACCAAUAUUAGCGACUUCGAACUCAGAGCCAUCAACCUUAGAAACACCAAUCUUAGAGAUUCAAACUCAAGAGACACCUAUCUUAGAAACAUCAGCCCCAGAGACAUCAAACUUAGUAUCAACUUUAACAUCGACCUUAACAUCAUCCUUGGCGACUUCGACCUCAGAAGCACCAACGUUGGAAGUACCAUCAUUAGAGACACCAAACUUAGAAACACCAACAUUAGAAACGCCAAAUUUAGAAACACCGAACUUAGAGACACCAACCUUAACAUCAUCAACAUUAACAUCAUCAACAUUAGGGUUACCAGCGUUAGAGAUACCAUCAUUAGAGGUUCCAAACCUUGGGAUAUCAACGCUAGAGCUAUCAAAUUUAAAGCCAUCAACCUUUGAAAGACUGAUAUCAGGAUCUGCAGUUGUCGAGGAAGACCAAACAACUAUAAGGAGACAAAACUUAAUAAAGCACAUCUUGGAUGUUCGCGAGAGAUUGGAGAAGAAGUUAGAUCUUAUUAAAGUGAAAGUUUGUGAAUUAGAAAAAGAAUAUGGUUUAGAUCCAGAUCCUGAUGCAGUAGAGCAAGAUGCUUGUGCCUUCAGAAAUGCAAUCAAAAACCUUUAUGCGGACCUGGAAAUUGUUCACCAAAUGAGUUUAUGUACAACAUUGAACUGACUUCCAAAGGAAUGGACCAGAUCAUGUAAAAAGCUAAUCUCUUAACUCUCAUCUAACUCAACAUUAAACGAUGGGUUAAAAACUGGCAAAAAUAGCCUUAAAAAAUGAAUCUUUUUUGGCUAUCUAUAUUUAAUAAAUUGAACUCAUUAGAGGUUUCAAAAUGGCUCAAUUAAUUGUGAGCUAUAAUUGAAAAAGAACGCUGAUUGCCAAGCCCACAAAAAUCUCUAAGAAUUGUGAAUUUAAAGACAAAAUGAACUUACUCACCAACCCAACAAAUCGCAUUGAAAAAAAAUCAACAAAUGGUAGAGGAAAAAUUAGCUCAAAAAAUUAUUUUCACUUACUUUUAAGAAUUAAAGCCUCAUAAACGUUUAAAAAUGAGGAAUAGCAAAACAGUUCCAAAGUAAACUAAAUUAAUUUCACCAAAUCACUGUUCAACUGGUUGUACAUAAACAAAAUUAAAUCAACAUUCAUUUAAGAAAUUAAUUUGCUGAUUGAUUUAAUUAUCUCGAUGUAAACAUAAAUAAAAGUACAAAAAGUGAUACUGAUUGAUUUAAAGCUAACAUGACUCCAACCUACAAUCCAACAAAAGAUGGCGUUACUCUCUCCGUUAUAAAUAUCGUUCAUUGGGGCGCCUUAACAGCUGCUAAACAUCCAAAUAUUCAUUGUGAUUCCAUUAUUUUUGGUUUUGAAUUAAAUUUAGUUUGAUUGUAAUCAGCCAAUUAUCUCUCACUGUGUCGUUAAGCUGUCAUCUGUAAAUUAAGCGCUUCAAGAAUCUCAGAUUCCUUUUCUCAAA